Aspergillus tanneri is the source of this 1794-nucleotide messenger RNA. RefSeq names its product WD40 repeat domain-containing protein. Lineage: Eukaryota; Fungi; Ascomycota; Eurotiomycetes; Eurotiales; Aspergillaceae. Gene Ontology annotation, cellular component: Pwp2p-containing subcomplex of 90S preribosome; small-subunit processome. The coding region runs from base 1 to 1794 and encodes 597 amino acids. Gene Ontology annotation, molecular function: protein binding. Gene Ontology annotation, biological process: rRNA processing. The record is from RefSeq and is a predicted model, not a curated record. The transcript has 4 exons.
AUGCCCAAAUCAACCAUGAAGCAGAAGACUCGCCAAAAGGCGAACCCCAGUUCACACACGCCUUUUGAGAGCAUAAAGCCUAGUCGUAAAAAUGGCGAUGAGGAUGUUCCUGAGAAGGACGAGACCGAGCUGAAGUUAGAGAGAAUGCUUUUCGGCGACGAUGAGGGAUUCCACGGCGCAUUGAGAAGCCAUCAAAAUCGCAGUUUGGCGGCGCUCGCGGCCAUGAGUGAUGAGGAGAGUAUUGACGAGGAGGGGGGUGAUAAAGGAGGAGAAUAUAAAGACCUGAGUGAUGUGGAUGACGCCGAUCUCUUCUUCCUCGAUUCAGGAGCAGGCCCCGUUUCUGGGGAUAUUACCGAGUCUCCUGAGCUACCAUCAGAUGCCGAGGACGAUGAUGAUGAGGAGGCGGAUAAAAUGCCAGCAGCGUGGCAUGAUAGCGACGAUGAACGCCUUACAAUUUCACUAGCGAGCCACCAGAGACUGAGGAAGCUGCGUGUUGCCGAGUCGGAAGAUGUGAUCAGCGGCAAGGAGUAUAUCCGGCGACUUCGCAGGCAGUACCAACAACUGCAUCCUACACCCGAAUGGGCGAACCCCGAGUCAAGUGUGAAGGAUGCUAACGGCGAUUCUGACGCGGACGGAAUGGAUACAGAUGACGAAGGGCAAGGUUCCACGCAGCCUCUGGCGAAAUUACUUCAAAGCGCCGACCUCACUAAGCUCGAGGAUAAGUCACUACCGGGUGGGAAGAGAAAGUUGCGCCAGGAAGUUCUGGGUAUUCAGAGAUUGAAGGAUGUCGGGAAAGACCAGCCGUCUGCGAUCGACUCUCUUUCUUUCCAUCCCCAUUACCCGUUGCUCCUGUCGUCGGGACCUGCCGCGACGCUUUUCCUUCACCAUAUCUCCCCCUCAUCCCCGGCGCCUAACCCCCUUCUCACGUCGUUCCAUAUCCGCUGCACACCCAUCCACACCUCCGCGUUUGCGCCUCCCACUGGCAAUAAGAUCUUUGCCUCUGGUCGCCGACGAUAUUUCCACAUCUGGGACCUGGACACGGGCAAGGUCGACAAGGUCAAUGGAACCGCGGACCGAAAAGAAGAACAGAAAUCCAUGGAGCGAUUCAAGCUCUCCCCCUGCGGACGGUAUGUUGGGCUUGUCGGCACGUCGCGCAAGGGCGGCGGUCUCAUCAACGUGCUUGAUUCGGGGACGGCACAAUGGGUCGCGCAGGUCCGUGUAGACGGCAAAGGUGGAGUUGCCGACUUCGCCUGGUGGAGUGACGGCGAGGGCAUGACGGUUGUCAGCAAGAAUGGCGAAGUGUCCGAAUGGGAUGGGCGACUGAUGCAGGUUGUGGCCCGGUGGGUGGAUGCAGGUGCAGUGGGCACUACAGUGCUCAGCCUGGGGGGACGAUCGGGACGAACCCAGCUAGGAGGCGACCGCUGGGUCGUGAUUGGGAGCUCCAGUGGAGUGGUUAAUGUCUACGACCGACGCCCGUGGGCAGCGGCCUACGCAAGUGAUCCCUCGUCGGCGAUUCCACGAAACCCAGAACCGGUGCGUGCGCUGGGCCAGCUUGUAACGCCGAUCAGUCAUUUAGUAUUCGCACCCGAUGGACAAUUCUUUGUGAUGGCGAGUCGAUGGAAGCGUGACGCAUUGAGAAUCGUUCACCUUCCCACAUGCACUGUGUACCGUAACUGGCCGACAUCCAACACGCCUUUGGGACGGAUUUCAGCUGUUGCAGUGUCGCCCAAUUCGGAGCAGUUGGCCGUGGGCAAUGAACAGGGACGAAUCAGAUUGUGGGAGAUUCAGGGAUAA